Molecule: messenger RNA, 1521 nt
Organism: Pseudocercospora fijiensis CIRAD86
Lineage: Eukaryota; Fungi; Ascomycota; Dothideomycetes; Mycosphaerellales; Mycosphaerellaceae
Exons: 6
Coding region: 1-1521 (506 amino acids)
Biological process (GO): positive regulation of transcription by RNA polymerase II
Cellular component (GO): nucleus
Molecular function (GO): sequence-specific DNA binding; zinc ion binding; DNA-binding transcription factor activity, RNA polymerase II-specific
Source: RefSeq, a predicted model, not a curated record
AUGUCUAGUAACAUCCCUCCAACAUUUCCCGCUUUCUGUCUCUUCAUCCACGGCGUAUUUAAGUCCCAAGAGCCGCCCCUGAGAGCCUUGGCUGAAUGGCUUCGCGCAGCCUGCGACUUCUGCCAUACUUCCAAGAUCAAGUGCUCGGGAGGGAAGCAGUGCUCAAGCUGCAGCUCGCUUAACAUGGCCUGCUCGUACAGCUAUACGAGGCACACUGGUCGACCACGAGGGGCUCGUAAUAGGAAGACUCUCGAGCGCGUCCAGCAGUUUCAAGUUGAGCUGGACUUGCGAUCGAUCACCGACGGCGGAGGUGCGCCAUCUAUCCGGGACAUGACGACUUCCGCCCCUGAAUUGCAAUCAAGGACCGAAACGUCUGCCCGCGAGAAUGGCACAAGCUCCCAGAACGAGAGCCUCUUGCACCUCCAGUCGAAUGAUCCCUAUGUUGGAGACAUGCUCGAUGGCCAGAGUGGCGGAAACUCCGCGUUUGACGACGCAAUGGACUCUGACCUGUACGAAGUCGAGUCUGAGUUUCAUUCCGAUUCCACUCUCAUUCCGGGCCUACUCAGUCCUGCAGUAACGGUAACUCCUUUCCAGCCGAUAAGUAAGACUCCUUCGUUUGGAACUGAUGAUGUAGAAGCUAACCUGAUGCAGUCACAGAACGAACAGCUUCUUGAGCAUGAGCAUCAGACGACAUUCGAAGCAUCGAACCCAGCGGAGCCCUCGGAUAUCUCAUCGAUGGAUAUGCUCACAGAUAUGUCUGCACUCGAUCCUCAACUCCCACGGUCCAACAUAUGUAAUUGUAUUUCCAACCUGUCACUUGGCUUGUCCCGAUUGGCAACUUCUUCGUAUAUGGCACAAACAGUAGAUACGCUGGAAGACACUCUCUCUAGUACCCGAGUUGUUCUCAGUACCACGGCAGAGUGCUUCGCAUGCCACUGUCAUUCGGCAGGUCCGCGCAUGGUAGUCUUGCUACUCAUCGCAAGCAGCAUCAGCCUGAUCGCAAACAUCAUCAGCAACCAGUGUGCGAGCUCGGGUCAAACGGCGGUGGUCGUUUCGGACACAACCUGGCCAAACAGAGUCAUUCAGCAUAGUCGUAGCCCACGUCGUCUCUCCGAAUCCGACCUUGUGGAUUCGUCCCUGCACAAGGCAUCGGGCAUUUCGGGACCCAAGUUCAACAGAUACCUACCUACAAUGAGAGAGGAACGGCUCAUGCGAUCGGCCUUGUUACUGAAUGCGAUCGAUCAGACUUGUACCGCCAGUCGUCGCUUGCUGCAACUGGCGAACAACUACAGACUCUCGCUGCAGUCCGGCGGCGGCUUGCAUGUGGACCAGACAAGUGCAAUGCUCUUUUUCUCUCGCCUACCAUCAACAAUGCGCAUGUCUUCCACCGGCAGACAGUCAGAAACGACGAUGGUUCAAGGGCUGCAGUACAUCUGCGAAACGAUGGAGCAGAUUGCGCGCGACAUGUCUCGGCAUGCCGAGGAUUUUGCAAUCUUUCAUCGCCAAGCAAGCAAGCGGUAG